GUCUUCAAACACAAGAAGAAGAGAGGAAGCGGAGGGAGAGGGUGGAAACAGCUACCCCACACUUGACUUCAUUGAAUGAGAUUCAACAUCAAUUAGCGUUUGUUUUGGUUCAGUGUUCUGCAUACAGAAUACGCUCACAUUCUGUUAGAGGAACGCGGAUAGAAAUUUUUACACCUCUACAGAUCAAGGACUGUGUUUGUUUGUAGGUGACGAGCUGGCGCAGGUUGUGGGUUUUUCUUGGAUAAUGCGAGACAGUGGUGGUAGCCUAGCCCAGAACCGCUGGCAGAGAGACCUGGGUCUGACCGCUGUGGGGCAGAACGACACAGGAGGAGGUGGGAUUCCAGCGGACCGCCUCAUAGUCCCAGUGUCAGAUCACAGUGUAUCCACCCCCAUGCACCUGAGACUGGAACAUAAAGAAAAGGUGUGGACGGGUGAAUAUGUAGUGGAUGAGGAAGAUGGCAUAGGUGGGACUGAAGCUGUAGGUGACGAUGAAGUUAACAACUUUGAUGGUGAAGACAUGGGUAAGUUUGACAGCAAGAGUUUGGAAAACAAUGAGGAUGAAGAUGUUGAAGAGGAUGGAGACCAGGAGGUGGAGGAGUGGGGAAUCUCAGAUUUUUCUUCCCAGUCUUCCGAGCACCUUCAUUCACAGCAGCACGAUCAUCAGAGACCAGAACAGAAGGCUGAAGAGAUCGGCGAGGCCCCCGUAGCUCACGCACUAAGCCAGGGUGAAGCGGGAGACUUGUUUAGGUCCCACCUAAGCAAGUACAGGGCUCUGAGAAGACUCGGGCGCUUGCAGCGUUUGCGGUGCCGUGGAGGUCUUGGAUUUCGGCUCUCUCAGCACUGGAAGAGCUGGCGCCAGCGGGCCCGGUGGAUGUGCUCCGUAAGACACAGGUGGAGCCACAAAGGGCAAAGGAACACUCAAAGAGAACAGAGGAGACUGAAACGGUAUGAGGGGCCCCCGUACAGGCACGAGGAGUAUGACGGCAGUGAUGACGGGCACACAGAGUCUGACAUAGAUCAGCAAAUAAACGGCUCCUCCUCAGGAAAGCAGGAGGACAGAGUGACCCUGGAGGCAGAGGUCAGGCCGGCAGAGCUGGCUCUUACUGAAGAACACACAAGUUGUGUGAAUGGUAUCCUGGAAGAGUCGCUACGGCAGUACGGCAGUUUGAUCCCCAUCCACGUGGAUGAUGUUGUGGAGAAACUUCAGGACAUCUUCAAUGAAAACUUCUCACACCCACACAGAAAAGCAGUGGUCCAACAUCUAAUACAGUCCUUCCAGCGCUCAUCAGGAUCUGUUGUAGCUAAAACCUUCAGAGUCAACUACAAACGGCAUGUUCUGACCAUGGACGACCUGGGCACUCUGUAUGGACAGAACUGGCUCAAUGACCAGGUGAUGAACAUGUACGGUGAGCUGGUCAUGGACUCUGUGCCAAAGAAGGUCGACAUCUUUCAGAAGGAUCUGUUGUUGAUCCCCAUCCAUCUUGAGGUCCACUGGUCGCUGGUCAGUGUUGACAUUCCUCGUCGAGCCAUCACCUACUUUGACUCUCAGAGGACUUUGAACAGGCGUUGCCCAAAGCACAUUUACAAAUACCUGCAAGCUGAAGCCAUCAAAAAAGACCAGCAAGACUUCCUGACAGGAUGGACCGGCUUUUUCAAAAUGAAUGUGGGCCGCCAGAACAAUGACAGUGACUGUGGGGCUUUUGUGUUACAGUACUGCAAGUGUCUGGCACUCGGGCAGCAGUUCAACUUUGGGCAGCAAGACAUGCCCCGCCUCAGAAGACAGAUGUACAAAGAACUGUGUCACUGCAAGCUUAUGGUGUGACCCUUCAUUUCCAUCGUUUGUGGCCAGCUACACCUGCUCCGUCCCUGAAAUCUAACAGGAUG
Neolamprologus brichardi is the source of this 1884-nucleotide messenger RNA. The record is from RefSeq and is a predicted model, not a curated record. NCBI's taxonomy places the organism in Eukaryota, Metazoa, Chordata, Actinopteri, Cichliformes, Cichlidae.